AUGGUUCCGAGUGCAGUUACCGUCCACUUGUCGCACGUCCGUGCACAACACGGAUCGAUCUACGUGGACGACGCCACUUCAAGCUUGAUCCACUUUUCUGUUGGAUUCGGAAUCAGUGAGCAGCUUCCUCGAGCGGCAUUCGACGACUUCCCUGUCUGCCAAUCCGGCGUUGACACCCUUCCGGAAACUCAGGACGAGGACUCGCUAGAGUUCCGCGCUCAGGAAGAGCCGUUUGAAGUCGCGAUUCAGGAAGCGAUUAAGGCGGCAGAAGAGGAGGAAGCUGCAGAGGUGGCUGCAGCAGGGAGCGGGGAUGAGCAGGAUCCUGCGCUGGUCGUGGUUGAAGCAAUGACUCUCGACGACUCGAGAGGCGAAGAAGAGACUGAGGUUUCGGUGAUUGUGGAGGAUCAUGCGUCUGGUGAAGUUCAGGCUACCGCUGACAUUUCUGGUGAUGCUGAUAAGAUUGAUGAGAGAUCCAUUGAUGAGCCUACAGUGGAGAAUCGGCAGCAGGGUGAGGAACUUCAAGACGAAGUUGCUGUGGCUGCAGCCUGA
Molecule: messenger RNA, 549 nt
Organism: Closterium sp. Yama58-4
Lineage: Eukaryota; Viridiplantae; Streptophyta; Zygnematophyceae; Desmidiales; Closteriaceae
Source: the annotation of a GenBank genome assembly